UCUUCAUUCAAGAUGGCGACUAAGGUUUGCCCGGAGUUCUUGUUCUUUCUGGUGUUUCUGACAUUUUGCGAAGGAGGAAUGGUAAACAUCACGAUAGAAGGCUGGACUGUCCCUGUCUGUGAGUCUUCAUCUCUAUGCAACCCACAUAAUGGAUGUACUUCAGUAAACCCCGGCUCAGAUGUGACAUGCCGAUGUGAUCCGCUAUGUCUCUUCUUCAAGGAUUGUUGCCCAGAUUACUUGACAAGUUGUGCCAAUACUACGCUUCCCAGUCCCUUUCUUGACGCAACCAAGAACAUUGUGUCUGAUCAGUUGUCUUGCACGGUCCCUCCACAUUCACAUUCUUCUGGAAACAAUACAGCCUUCCUAAUGAUUGAUGAGUGUAUGUCGGAUUGGAGCAACGAAUUGACGAGGGAAUAUUGCGAAAGCUCGGCAUAUGAAUCCGACUUUUUCACUCUGGCACCUGUUUCUUUAGGGUCAUCAGUAACUUUUAAGAAUGCUUAUUGUGCCAUUUGCAACAGGAAGAAUAUUCUUGAGGUUAUGCCUUGGUCCUUUCAAUUUGAAUGUGGGUCCCACAUCCCGAACAUAUCCGCCGAUGCGACCUUCCAAGAGCGUAUUCAAAUCUUGAUGGAAAAUUGUACUAACUGGUUCUUCAUUCCUCCACCUUCUGGUCUAACGGAUGUGAGAACGUGUCCUAAGUUUGAAGGACUCGAGACUUGUCAGAAUACACAUGGCGAAGAAGAGUCAGUGGCUAUCCGACGUGCUUGCCAUUCUUAUUUAGCAAGUUUUGUAUCACUCCAAGAUGGCCUUAUGUACAGGAACCCACACUGUUUUUUAUGUGUUCACGUGUCUGCUCAAUACAACAUUUCCAUAGUUCAUUCUUUAUUGGGUGAUGUAAUGCCGUGUACGGAUGUCCAACCGACAUUACCUAUAAGUGAAUCAAGUACUGCAGGAACUACACAGGAGCAACUUUGGUCUGAAAGUACCACUACCAGUCAGCCCUACGAUACACAUGUACCGGCGACAAGCCGAGCGUGGACAUUCGGUACCACACAGAUACUUUUUGCGGCUACACAUCUCUUACAAGCGACUAUACAAGCGACUACACAUCCCUUUCAAGCGGCGACUAUACAAGCGACUAUACAAGCGACUACACAUCCCUUUCAAGCGGCGACUUUACAAGCGACUAUACAAGCGACUACACAUCCCUUACAAGCGACUACACAAGCGACUACACAUCCCGUACAACCUAUGCCACAGCCCUUACCACCUAUAUCAGUUUUGAUUGACUUUACAUCACUCGAUGACGCGCCAUUUCUCGAAGAAGUCGUCUCUGUCGUUUGCAAUCAAACACAAGUCUUUAAUCCAUCUGUUCAAAUGUGUAUUGAACUUUCUUGCCCUGCUGGUUACAAGCUCUUGAACAGGUCGUGCGUUGAUUCGACCCAAACCAGUAUGAGAUGUUCAAAUAACAGUCAAAUACCUUCAACUGCGAAACUGAGUUGUGAACAUGAGGCGGUAGGUAUGUCAUUCUGUGCCCCUCUAUGGUCCAUUGCGAAUGAAACGGUUUUGUGGUUCACCAGCAAUAGUAAUCAUCUCCAGAAUAUCUAUGUUCAAGAGAUCGCCGCCGCUUGGAUGAAUGUAAGCUCUGGUAAUUCGGAAAUUGGCACCUGUUUACAAGUAGUCAUCCUAUCAUUUGAUUUGUCCAGGGACUUUGUACCGUUUACGCAACCAUCUGAGAAUGUCUUGUGGGCUUCGUCAGGGAUUAAGAAUGCUAAUAACCUGACUUGCCGGAUAUCAGAAGUCGAUAUAUCCGUAGGAUGUGUCAGAAGGGAAGACCGGUUAUGUCUCAACAACUCUAUCCGUUUUAAUAAAUUCAAAGUCACGGGGGAUUCUUCCAGAAUGACGUUUUUUGUUAGCGAAACUAACACCUCUUAUGCGAUUGAAGAUUCUCUCUAUACCCAGAGAUUCCGAUGGAACACUGAUAAUUCUAGCAACCUUGAUGCAGAUCUUCUGGUUUGUAGGAGAAGCGAGUAUCCGUCACAAUGUGCGUUGAUAACGUUAGAUAUCUCUGACUUUGUCAUAUGGAGCAAUGGAUCGGUUCUGUAUGAACCAUAUAAUAUAGUCUUUGAUACAGAUGACUAUGUCUUGGUGAAUAACGACUCCAUUCAAGUGUGUUCCUUCCUAGACGGUAAUGGAAACCGUACCCGUGAAUAUUACUUCAUCCAAUUUUCAAAAGGACAGUCGAUAACAAGUUUUGUUGGUUGCCUGCUAUCAAUUGCUGGGCUUGUGUUUACAUUUGUCACCUAUGCCAAGUUCGGAAGCCUUCGCAAAUCCAUUUGCAGUCAGCUGGUUAUGAGCAUCUGCGCGUCGUUGAUACUGGCACAAUUUACGUUGCUCUUCAGUGGCAUGGCAAAAUCAAACUCCAUCUCUUGCACAUGCUUUGCCGUACUUGGGCACUACUUGUGGCUUGUUGUCUUUACGCAUUCGGUGGCUCUUGCGCUUGACCUCUAUCGUAGGUUUGGACUAACCCAGAAAGUCAAGAAAACAUCUGAAGGUCCGAAACUGCUGUCCAUGUUCCUCGUCUUUGCUUGGGGAUCCCCCUUGCUUAUUGUUAUACCCUGCCUGGUUGUCCAUCUCUGCAAAUUGCCUCAUGUUGCCCUGACUUAUGGCACUGUCAAGUCCUGCUGGAUUGGUAAUGGUUUCAUGAACCUUUACGCCUUUGGUGUUCCUAUAGCCCUUACUCUGGUCGUUAAUGGAACCCUCUUUCUUCUCGUUGUUGCUGGUCUACGGAAGAGGACAAACCAAACCACGAAAAGAAAGACGUCGAAGAUGGCGACUGAGGGUGUUGUCUAUUUAAAGAUGUCGACAUUGCUUGGAUUUACCUGGAUCUUUGGUUUCAUCGCUGCUUUUGUUGAUGUCACAGCUCUCUUGUAUAUCUUCAUCAUCCUCAACUCUCUCCAGGGAGUCUAUAUCUUCAUUGCCUUCAUCUGCAACAAGCGUGUCUUCAAGCUCUGGCGGGACUCGUGCUCGUGCAAGCCCUGUGUCUCGCUCACUGUUUCAUGUCCUUGCUUGCGAUCUUCGUCGGAUGAGCCGGCAUCAUCAAUCAAGACCGCCUCAUCAACAUGUACUUCAUCUUCCGUGUCGUCCACUAAGAAGGUAGCUUCAAGUACAUCCAUCUCGAUGACGGAGGCUUCGUCCAGUUAUUCCGUGCCCGAGAAGAAUCAGAACCAGAUCGAGACGGAUUCCUCGGCAUUGAAAGGACGGAUCCCUGUUUUCCCUUCUCCUUCACCUAUGGCACGUACAGACGGACCAGUGAAUGUUCCAGUGUCCAGUCAACUCAUGUCGGAGCUAAAAACGAAGUUUGACCCAAAGGUUUAAAUCGAACUGUUCGUUCACAGGGCGUAGCCGAACUUAGAGUGAGGGGGCAUUCAAGCCGAAUGCCCAAGUCUACACAGAUUCUUUUUUAGUACAUUAUACAAUACAUCAAUUUUGACAGUUUUAUCGA
Messenger RNA from Strongylocentrotus purpuratus (purple sea urchin), 3502 nucleotides. RefSeq lists its product as uncharacterized. The transcript has 3 exons. NCBI's taxonomy places the organism in Eukaryota, Metazoa, Echinodermata, Echinoidea, Camarodonta, Strongylocentrotidae. Gene Ontology annotation, cellular component: membrane. Gene Ontology annotation, molecular function: G protein-coupled receptor activity. The record is from RefSeq and is a predicted model, not a curated record. The coding region runs from base 13 to 3375 and encodes 1120 amino acids. Gene Ontology annotation, biological process: cell surface receptor signaling pathway; G protein-coupled receptor signaling pathway.